Clarias gariepinus (North African catfish) is the source of this 2984-nucleotide messenger RNA. It is a transcript of the gene olfml2ba, whose product is annotated as olfactomedin-like 2Ba. The record is from RefSeq and is a predicted model, not a curated record. The coding region runs from base 322 to 2865 and encodes 847 amino acids. The transcript is spliced from 8 exons. Gene Ontology annotation, biological process: signal transduction. NCBI's taxonomy places the organism in Eukaryota, Metazoa, Chordata, Actinopteri, Siluriformes, Clariidae.
GUGAUUUGUUUCAGGGAUCAGAUUUAGAUUAUAUUCUACAGAGACCGUAUGGUGAUGAUGAUGAUGAUGAUGAUGAUGAAGGUCCUUGGCCGAGUCCCCCGGUGCCACCCACUAUUUGUCCCCUCCAGUCCCUGCAGCCUGCCCUCCUCGCUGUUCCUCAGCUGGAACAGACCAUCUCAGUGUUCCUCUCCAUACAGCAGGCGGUCACUCACCUGUUCAUAUGGACGACAUUAAUCUGGAGGAUCUCUGGAGCAGCAGCGCCAAGCGGACUGAGACUCACGAACCAUCGGCUCUGUAAACAGGUUUAGUGGGUUUUCCGCGAUGGAGGCAGUGGGGUUCUGGUACCUGGUUUUCCUCUUGGCUUUCUCUGGAGCACUUCAGGAGGAGAAAGGAGAACAAACUCAACCUCUACACGCUGGACCUGGAGAUCAGGGGGACGUUGUGUUGGAGCUGCUGUCUGACCCGCACACACACCGACGCGCAGACUGUGGCUGUAAGUGUGCGGUCAAAGUACCGGGCACGAGCUCGCGCGCUCCGGAGCCAUACACACUGCACAGCGUAGCGUCUCUCCCUGGCUGCGAGUGCGCAUGCGCAGCAACUCCACAGCCAGCGCAGCAACCCUGCCGGGAAGAGCUGAGGGAGAGGAAGAUGGAGCAGUCUGAGAAUGAGAAGCUCCUGGAAAUAAUGGACUUGCUCAAGGACUCUUUCUCCAAAGCAAAUCUGUUAAAGUUGCUCAAGCUGAUCGCCCUCACCGAGGAGCUGCUGGAGCGGGUGGCCAAAAUUGAACGGGUAUUAUUUCAGAACAAGACUUCUGAGAAGAUAAAGGUAGAGAGUGUGCUGCAAGAACCAGAAAUAAAACCCACAUCCAUGCCUUUACCAUGGCAGGAGAACAAAAAGCAACAGAGUGAGAAAGACAGUGAGGCCGCAGCGUAUCAGCACACAAAGAGUAAGUAUGAGGAGAAGUUUGUGGGAGGACCAGAAGACGUUAAAGCUUUACAGGAACAAGAGCAUCAUGAGAAGCAUCAGCACCCAAAGUUGAUUGUUAGAGGGAUCAAAUACUACAAAUCAGAGCCAGUGGAUGAGACCGAAGCAGAAGAGAACAUUGGUGAAGAUGAAGGCCACAGUGGUGAUGGCUCUGUAGACCUCUUUACAGAGGAAGAACUUCUUCCUUUUAGCUCUCCUUCAUUCAGAACUUUCAGCAUCGCAUGGCCGUUUUCAGCCAAUUCCAAAACUCCAACUCAGGAUGAUACAAUAAUACAAAAAGCGCCCAAGCCACGGCUGGAAUCUGAAGAAUCUGCCUCUUCUCUGCCUGUCAAGUUGAAUAUGCUUAAGAACUCAGAACCCACAUUGUCAAGACCCUUCCAGUCCACCACAAAAAGCUUCACCAAGCUCAGAGACUUACAAUAUUCAGCUACAACAGAAAACCUCAGAGUCACUUUGCCCACCACACACUCUACACCCCAAACACCCUCUGGAACAGAGGAAGAAAGAGAGAAGACAACUUUUCAGAUGAUGCUCAACAUGAAAUUAACUUCAAGUAAUAUAAACAUGAAUUCUAAUUCAGCUUCUCCAGAAAUGACUAGAAACAUAGCAAGCACAUCAGCUGCUGUCAUCAGUCAGUUAGGGGACACUCUGAAGACCGAGCAAAUCCACAACAUUGAAACCAUUUCCAGUCUGGCGAAAGAACAAAACACACUGUCAAGUGCAACACCAGCACCAGUUACUCUGAGUCAAACUACUAUCAACCCAGAAACGUAUUCCACCAGAACCACAGAUGAGGGAAGCCACAGUGCUGGGACGAUAGUUACUACCGCCAUCUCGGGAAAAGAAGAAACAACUGAAAGCAUUCUGAGUACAUCUCGUGUAACUGAGGGAGAAACAGAUUUCAGCACAACUGCAUCAAUGACCACAAACAGACUUGUCAAUAGUACUACUAACCUUGGCAAAACUGACAAACACAACACACCCAGCAUCAAUUUGAUUAAAAAACAGCAAGACCCAAAACAAAAGACUAUUAAAGCUAUGGCAGAUGAGCAGGUUAUGGCAAAACCUCGAAGGCAGCCAGGUGAAUGCAAGGACACACUGGCCACAAUUGCAGAACCUAUAACACACAACUCAUAUGGCCGUAAUGAAGGUGCCUGGAUGAAAGACCCAAUGGCUCAAGACAACAAAAUCUAUGUUGCUAAUUAUUAUUAUGGCAACAACCUGCUGGAGUUUCAGAACAUGGAUGUCUUUAAACAAGGUCGUUCCACCAACUUCUAUAAGCUGCCCUAUAGCUGGCUGGGCACAGGUCAUGCAAUCUAUGAUGGUGCCUUUUUCUUCAACCGUGCUUUCUCACGUGACAUCAUCAAGUACGACCUCCGGCGACGGUAUGUGUCUGCCUGGACCAUGUUGCAUGAUGCUGCACAUGGGAGUGAUGAGGUUUCAUCAUGGCGGUGGCAAGGCCGUUCAGAUGUGGAGCUGGCUGUAGAUGAAAGUGGCCUCUGGGUGAUCUACGCGGCAUUGGAUGAUGAGGGCUACUUCCAAGAAGUGAUGGUGCUGAGCCGGCUGAACCCUGAUGACCUGAGCACACAGCGAGAAACCACAUGGAGGACGGGGCUGAGGCGUGAACGCUAUAGCAACGGGUUUAUCGUGUGUGGUGUCCUAUAUGCUACCGAACAGCAUGAAGAUUCGAGGGAGAACAACCUGAGCUAUGCCUUUGAUACACAUACCAAUACACAGAUGACCCCCCGGCUCCCUUUUGGCAAUAAUUCCACUCACAUUGCUCAGAUUGACUAUAACCCCAAAGAAAGGGCUUUGUACACAUGGAACAAUGGCCAGCAGAUGACUUAUGACAUUGCAUUUGCAUAUGUUUACCCACUUUAGAUGGAGAAAGCAGAUUAUUCUAAAGUGAACUAUAUAAAAUUUGGGGAAAUGUAUGCAUAUGAUACAAUAUGUUUAUUAAACAUGGACUGUGGAGCAGUCCGCUGAGCAAUAUUAUCAAA